Amoebophrya sp. A25 is the source of this 4191-nucleotide messenger RNA. The record is from the annotation of a GenBank genome assembly. NCBI's taxonomy places the organism in Eukaryota, Dinophyceae, Syndiniales, Amoebophryaceae.
AAAAUAGCGAGAAGAUGCCUAAUAUAAUUCGUGCUGUUUUUCUUCAUGAGCAGUAUCUUUCUUUAUAAUUGCCAUUCUCAUCUUCUCGUCAUUCAAGGAAAACGAAAUAGGACACUAGGGCAUAGGCAUUCUUUGGACUUCAUAGGCUUGUGCUGCAAGCCGCUUUUAUGCGGCUGCAGGCAAGAACAAGGACAAGCGUCAGAAGUGAGUCGUGAGUGUGACUGUAACGAGCCAAAAAGACCAAGAGUAAAACGAGACGCUGCAGGUACAACUACGACGAACGACAACAGCCUCACGUUCUGGGUAAAGAACUCUCGUGUGACCGUGGGGGUAACCCUUGCUGUCGCGCAGGGAAUCUUCCUCUUUUUUUUCCCAGACGAGCUACAGACUCUUACUCGUAUCAAACCUGCGGUGGUGGUCAAGAAGAUGCCAGAGCAGGCUGCGAGAAAGAGUAAAGUUGUGCCGAGGAGGGGCUCAAGAUGUACCGGAUUCAGGACAUUGCAGGCGUUGGAAGAUGGUACUUUCUUUGUGAGUUUUCAAAUAAAGUAAGUCGAAAUCCUCUACAAGUGUAACGACCUCUAUGAAACCAAAAUCUGUUAUCAUUAUCGUACUUUUCUACUUCAAAAACUUGAUAAUGAUAACAGAUUUUCUUUUCAUAACCUCAUCUCCACUUGCUCCAGGUCUCUUCGCCACCUACACAACGCAGAAGAAACGGGAGAUGAAUCGAGAGCGAACAGUAGGAUCAAGGCAGGGGCCGAGGCAGAUGUUCUCAUAUAGACCACCCACUACGAAGCAGUGCAGCAUAGUCCCUAGAUCGAAUUGUCCAUCAGCGUUGAAAGAUGGUCGAUUCAGCUUUUUUAGGGACUUGAGGCCACCGUUUACGGUGACUGGGGUACCUAUUCUUUAGUAUAGAAUGAAAGGACCGGAAACAGUGCUGACGUUUUUCUUCGAGCAGUCUUUCUCUUUGUCUUUGCUUUGUUAGAACUUCUUGACCAUCUAUGCCGAUUCAUUCACCUGCUAAAAUACAACACCAGCUCGCCGUCCUCGACGAUCAAUCAGGCGAGUUCCAACGCUUGCAAGAGGAGUCGCCAGAGUUGAGGAAAGUGCCCUUAGCAGAGCUCAAUGAGGUCUACAAAAUCGAAUGGGAAGCAUAUUUAGGGUACGACAUAGAAAGAAAUUUCACGGACAUAGAGGACCGGAGAAUAUACGGCUGCGCGGUAGUCAAAGUGCCCUUAGGAUACAAGGGCGGACCGCUUUUGGUACUGUACUUACACCUACCUGUACUUGUCGUACUAGAGGACGAUGAAAUAGAUUUAUUUUGAUAUUAAUAAGGUCUGUCUCUUUUCUAGUUAGGUCGGCUCCACCACAACAAAUAUUGAUAAGAAUAAGUUGUUUCAGUAGGCUUGUUUCUAGUUUCUAAUUCUAGGCUACUAGUGUUCGUUCCUCUACAGGUUUUUUCCUGGGGUACGCCAUCUUGCUUUGACAAGAAGCUUGAAUUCCUCUUCAAACCUGAAAGCAAGAAGUUCUUCGGACCGACGAAGGGGAAGAUGCCACCGGGUACUUAUACGAGUCGUGACCUUGUUGUUUUUCAGAUCUUGUUCUUGUGAUUCUUUUCCAUUGAUUUGGUGAUAAAAAUUGAUUUGGUGAUGAAAACAUUUUCAGUCUGUAGUCUUCACACGAUACUUCUAAUCCUUCUAAUCCUCCACCACCUACUGACUACCUACAACUACAUCAGAUCAAGCUAGUCUUAACCGAUCUCAGCGAUUAGGAGGGUCAUCUCCGACGAGUCGGUUUUCUAGUGACGCGGCAUCAACCGCUGCCUCAUGGAAUGUGUCUGCAAACGACAGCUUCGACGCCUCAACAACAGCUGGCUCUGCACAUUGGCCGACUGUGCCAUUUGGUACUGUAUCCGAAUUAGGUUUAGAAGUCGUCCUCGGUUAGUCGUGUACAUCAAUGACGAGGAACAGUUGAUGAUGUCUUUCUUGUCUACUUAUUUGAUUAUCGAAGAAGCUCAAAGUCAAAACCCUGGAUCAUGAGUAUUUUUUCAAUUUCAAUCAUCCUCUCGAGGAAUGUACUACUGCAAAUCGAAGUGAAAGAACUUGAACUCGAUCCAUCGUCCCCAUCGUUCUUCUCUUAUAUUAAUUAAAUAAGUAGAUUGUAUACCCAGGUCGGCGCACCCCCUUCGUUCGAACGGGUGCAACAACCGCCGCCUCUGAUCCUGGCACGACGAGAGCCUCACCAGCAUCCUCACCUCAGGAGCAGUACUAUGGUAAUCUUGGCGGAGGCUUAUCACUGAAAGGCAGCCCUGUGGAAAGUCAGGGUGGCGGUCUCAGUUAAGGCUUCCCCUGUAAUCCAUCCGUGUUCCUGUAGAGGUCCCUCAAACAUAUGCGCCCCAAUUAUAGAUAGAGAUACAACCAAUAUACUGACGCGGCAUAUGCUUAAGGGAAUUCCAAAGGGAUGAAUAGGGGAGAGCUCUAAUUCAGCAUGAGAUCGAGUCCGUUGGAUAGUUCAAAUAUGUCCUGGUCACCGAGAACAAGAGCGCACUCAGCGGAAGGAAAUCCCAGUAUUAAGGCUCGACUUUCAUUGGUCAUCGAAGUUGGUCACUGAAAUCGAAGAGAGUCCCCUCGAUAGAACAGGGGAAAAUGAAGGGAACAAAGGGGAGAGCCUUGGAAGGGUCUCUUCCGUUCAGAGUCAGUGACCAAUGAAUGCUGAGCUUUAACAAUAGCUUUGCACGAAAGCAGAAGCUCAACAGGACAGGCGUCAACUUAGUCACGGGGUGGAAGAAGUUGGAUGAGAAUAGCCGGUGCUUGAUAUUUUUUUUUUAUUUCCUCGCUCUCUUGGAAAUGGAAUUGGAUUUGGAACAUGAACAUCAACAUCAACAUAGACAUGCUAGCACCUGGUCAGGUUGAAAAUGAAGUUGAGAAAGCAUCGAUCAUACUACGGCCGGAUAAGUACCUCCAUCAAUGUCGUAUUCGUAUCUCGUCUUUCUCACGUAGUUCUAAUCGAUCAUUCCGAUCCACGAACUCCACUUCAAACUCAACACAGCGGCAUAUCUUUCACGGGCUCUCUUUCCGUCACAAAUCGCGUUCUGUCGGACAAUUUAUUCGCAUCCACGGGACACGAGCUAGGCUUUUUCCAGCACACUAGGGUUUUUGACGUGAAGACGAACAGUUGGAAGCCCGCGAGAAAGAGUCAGAAAUGCCGCUACCGGGAUCCGGAUUUUAGGUCGAACUGCAUGCACGCAUCAAAAAUCAUGAGUAGUGACCGGAAACCUUUUUUGAGCGUGCUGUUGUAGUAAGGUAGUAGAGGAACUCCUGCUUUCUCAAUCACGAUCUACUGUAAAGCAUCGAAGAUUCUCUUCAUUCUAGUUUCUCCUGUCAUAAGCAAAUGCAUCAGAGUCCCCUUGUUACUCCUUAGUCGGAAAAACAAACAGUAUUCUUAAUUAUAGCAAUGCUCCUUAAGAAGUUGUCAUAUUCUUAGUCAAUGAACAAGUCUAACACUUCUCACUGAAGAAUCCCAAUUAGCUUUUUCUGUUUCCUAUCUCAUCAAAGUUUCCUUCUUGUGUUGUUCACAUGGUAUUGUUCAUUAUCAACUCAUGAUUGCCGUUUCUUUGUGUAAAUAAUGGAAGCAAUUGUCACAAUAUCAAUAUACGAAGGUGCACUUCUUGUAGGUCCCGCAACUGUAAUUCAUCUACGAAACAACUACAACAUAGCCAACAUCAUCCAUCGACCACGCCGGAGCAGCCUCACCAUGUGUAGUUUCCAGAUAUCCGCCUUUUAAUGUCAAACUUGUUAUUGGUAGUUUCCUGUCAUAAUACUAGUACGCCUAUGCCUCCACGCCACAAUCCAAAAAAUGAUCUGCAUAUCAUCCACAUUUCUAAUUGCCAGAGCCGUACAGACCUCCAACUCCACAAAGACAUACGUAUCAUAGUCCCCUGUCCUGCUACGCAGACAAUAAUAGAUGCUCUGCGUGAGCUUGGACAUCAGACAUUUAGAAUGGGCGGGCUGCUGCUCAGAUAUUGUUCAUCUACCUCUAGGUUUACCACAGCUCAUUUCAAGCACUGCUCUCUCCGCUACCGCUUCAGAGCUAAUUUAUAGUUAUACGACCAAAAAAUGGUCCUCCUGGCGGCGAUGGCCGAUGAAGCGGUAUGAUGUGUCCAGCUCAUGAUCUGAUGGAUCUGUGCAUCAUUAU